AGCGGGGGUGGUCAUGUGACUCGCGGGGGCGGGGCUGCGCCGGCCGCUUCCCAGCCAGGCUGAAAGGGCUCGCGUAGCCGGCCCUAUCGGGCCUUAAAGCACCCGCUGGACGGCCUGGGCCCGACUCCCCUCGCCGAAGUGCGCAAAGGGAGCUGCUCCUGGCUCUCCUUGGCUCCCCAGGUUUGCUUUCCUUCUUUUCCCGAAGGUAGGCCCUCAGGUCCAGCGCCGUGGAGCCUGCGGCCGCCAGGAAACCCAAAUCCGAGUGUCCAGAGAGUAACCGGAAGUGCCGUCCCUGGCGGAGGGGCGGCGCCGGGGGCUGCCGGGGAGAAGGAAGAAUUGAAUGUUAUGAAUAUUAUGGACUAGAGACCUUGUGGACCCAAAGGAAGACAGUUUUGAGUCUUUGUUGUUACGGGUUGGAAAUACCAAUUAAGGAAUUAGUGUAUAUGAUGCUGGAAACUUGUAGAGACCAACUGCUCAUGACUGAAAGGCUGGAAACAGAUGUAUCUUUCAAGUUCUUAUCAAGAAAAUGACUGUGAAGAAAAUGAUGGGUCAAGAAGACCAGUGGAAAACUCCCUAGGAGAGAGCCAUAGAAAAUGUACACUUCAGAAGAGAGAUAUAAUCAGAGAACUCAGAAAAGGAAAAUAUAUCAUGUAUGCCCUCAGAAGGGUAAAACGAUUUUUAUUCGUGUGCAUGAGAUCACUCAAAUAGAUGAUCAGAUAUACCAGUGCCUUGAACGUGAGCAAAACUUGUGUGAAAACUUAGCUCUUAUUAUGUGUGAGAGAACCCACACUGGGGAGAAACCUUAUAGAUGUGAUAUGUGUGAGAAAACCUUCAUCCAAAGCUCAGAUCUUAUUUCACACCAGAGGAUCCACAAUUAUGAGAAACCUUAUAAAUGCAGCAAAUGCGAGAAGAGCUUUUGGCACCACUUAGCCCUUUCAGGACACCAGAGAACACAUGCAGGUAAAAAAUUCUAUACCUGUGAUAUUUGUGGCAAGAAUUUUGGUCAGAGCUCUGAUCUGCUUGUCCACCAGCGAAGCCAUACGGGCGAGAAACCAUAUCUAUGUAGUGAGUGUGAUAAAUGCUUCAGUCGAAGUACCAACCUCAUAAGACACCGAAGAACUCACACAGGUGAGAAACCAUUUAAGUGUCUGGAGUGUGAAAAAGCUUUUAGUGGGAAAUCCGAUCUUAUUAGCCACCAGAGAACUCAUACUGGUGAAAGGCCCUACAAAUGUAAUAAGUGUGAGAAAAGUUACCGACACCGUUCAGCCUUCAUUGUUCAUAAAAGAGUUCAUACUGGGGAGAAGCCCUAUAAGUGUGGUGCCUGUGAGAAAUGCUUUGGCCAGAAAUCAGACCUUAUUGUGCACCAGAGAGUCCACACAGGUGAAAAGCCGUAUAAAUGCUUGGAAUGUAUGAGAAGUUUUACUCGGAGUGCCAACCUAAUCAGGCACCAGGCAACUCACACUCACACUUUUAAAUGCCUUGAAUAUGAGAAAAGUUUCAACUGUAGUUCAGACCUUAUUGUGCAUCAAAGAAUUCACAUGGAGGAGAAACCACAUCAGUGGUCUACUUGUGAGAGUGGCUUCCUCCUAGGCAUGGACUUUGUUGCCCAACAGAAAAUGAGAACUCAAACAGAGGAACUGCAUUAUAAAUAUAGUGUAUGUGAUAAGAGCUUCCACCAGAGCUCAGCCCUCCUUCAACAUCAGACAAUCCACAUUGGUGAGAAACCAUAUAUUUGUAACAUGGGUGAGAAAGGUCUUGAGCUCAGUCCUCCCCAUGCAUCGGAAGCCUCACAAAUGUCUUGAUCAGACAAGAAGUUACAAUACCAUAAAAAGUGCAUUUGCAUGUCAGAGAACUCAUUGAGAUGAAGAACUCUAGGCAAAUCUUAGACUUUCCUCAGAGCUCAGACUUCAGUGGGGACCAGAAAAUCUGCAAUGGUAGGAAGUUGAGAAGUGGAGUACCCGUAGAGCUGCUCUAACAGAACACCUUAUCAGUUACUCCAAUGAGAAACCUUACAAUGCCCUGAGUUUUGGAAAACCUUUAGUCCGAGCUCAUAUCUGAUCACCCACAAGAGGAUUCAUACAGGUGGGAAACCUUGCAAAUGCAGUGAGUGUCAAGAGCUUUCUAGCAAUGCUCACCACUCCUCAUUCUGAGAGAAUUCCCAUUGGAGGAACUUUUUAAAUGCUCUCAGUGUCAACCUUGCUUCAGACACAUGCACAUCACAUUGGAUGCCAGAAAGCCCACAAUGGGGAGAAACUCCAGCAAGUGUGAAAAAAGCUUCUAACAAAACUAUGACUUUCUUACCCAUCACAGAAGCCAUACUGGUGAAAAUUUGUUUAUUUAUCUUGAAUGUGGCAAAAACAUUAGUUGGAGAGCCUUCUUGGGUUUGUACCAGAAUAACCCAAUCUGAGGAAAGACCUUUCAAAGUCUCUGAAUGAGAAAAGCUUCUGUCAAUGAUCAGCUCUUGUGGUACACCAGGGAACUCACAGAAGUGAAAAACCCCAUUAAUACCUUGAGUCUGAAAAGCCUUGCUAAAAACUUCUACCUUAUUGGGCCCCAAAGAACCUACUUUGAAGAGAAUUUUGCUCUAGUGAGAGAUCUAAUUGUGGACUGUGUACAUAUAAUAGGUAUGAGAAGAACUUUUCUCAUAGUUAGUUGGCCCAUAUGGUAGAGAUGACUUUUAACGGAGUCAAUAUAUGUAAACAAUUUUUUAGAUACCCAGAAGCUUGUUCUGGGAGGAGCUAGAGCAGGUCAGAGUAGGCCUGAUGGGUAACUCAGGUAAAGAUGCUUUUCUUUUAUCUGAACCACUUAAUGAGUGCUUUACUUUUACUUUUUAAAAUUUGGAAAUACAAUAAAGGAAAGGACUGCAACCUUGUAAUAGAAGGUGUGGCAUGUGUUACUGUUGGGGGAAAGGAGUAUAUUGACUUUGCCUCUUUUGAUUUUUUUUUUCUUGUCUAGAAUGGGGACUAGUGUGUUGAUAGUAGCAUGGGAACCUUUUGCUGGUAGUGAAAAGAACUAAGCAACUAAGGAGUAGUUAUCCUAGAUCAAAAGUUUCCCCUUUAGAGGGCCAGCCUCAUAAAGAGGCAGAGUACUCAGCUUUUUACUUAAGUGUGAGCUGAGGCAUACCCUCAAAAGUUUCAUUUCACUAAAAUAUCUUCAGAUAAUCACUGAUAUUUGAAAUUUCAGCUUUAGAGAUUCAUUUCUUUUCAACUCAGAAAUGCAAAUUCCAGGAUAAUAGUUAAGAUGUUGCUAGUAUUCAUAUUUUUAUGAUUUUAUUUAUCACGUCUCUUUCAGUGAUAAGAUAUACUCAUCAGCUCCUUGCACAGUGGUUAAGGGUAGACCGAAAGAAAGGUUUAAGCCUGAGUAGGUACAGAGUAAAACAACAUGAUGCAUUAUUAAUGGAGGAGCUAGACUUUUUGAUUUUGAGUAUCCUGACUCCAAAGCUGGUGUUUUCACUCCAUUGACCUGCUGUUAUAGCAAAUGAAGCCCCAUAAUGAUGUCUAUCAUUUAUUUCAGUUCUGCCAAGGAAAGAGGAUACUUUUAUUCCCAGGGAAAGGAUAGCAGUCAUCACAAUAUAAAGUAUACAUUUGGCUUGGAAAGUAGGUUUCUAAAUACUGGAAGGGAAAAGUAGUUGGCAGAUUCAUCAGAGGUUUAAGGGUAAGCACUUAUCUCCAGCUUAACAGGAUAAUUAUGAUUAUCUUUAACAUUCUCCAGAAAUACUAUAAUUAAUCCAGGGAUCUAUAAAUGGACACUUCUGAGGUUCUUUUCUUCCCUCAGAUUAAAAGACAUUGCAUAUAAAUACUUAAGAUUCCUGCAGUAUCUGGGAUUCUAGACUGGUGAAUAAAUAUUUUGUUGCCGGUCUGAGUCCUCUGGUUUGUCUUAGCAAAUCCCUGAACUUCAUAGUGCUGGCAUUUGAACUCAUGGAGGUAGGCAGCUGCUACCUUGCGUAUGGCUCUAAGCUUUGAUCCUAAUGACUCAUUGAUGAGCUUGAUAAUCUUAGGGUCAGUGGAUAUAGCUCAUAGUGAUAAUAAGGAAUCUGAUUCUAGGGUGUUUUUUCCUUCUUUCUUUUAGAAAACAGAUCCUGGAUGUUUAUUUGAUCUGAUGUGUUUUAGUAAUUUUCAUAAAUAGCUCUUAUACCAUGGAAAGUUAGCCCAUGUGAUAAAACAUACAAGAUGUAUUUGUUUCUCUUUGGUAAAAAUCAUGCCUUUCACUCAUGUAUGUUUGACGGUUGUAAUACUAAAAUAGUAUUGGGUGUAUGGCAUAGUGGUGAUGAAAAUUAGUCCUCAUGGCUACUUAUUAGUCAUUAGAACUCAGAGAAGGAGACAGAGUUGGUAUCAUUGGCAGGGCAAUGACUUGACCCUUCUUUCAACUAAUCUUACUGGUAAUUGUCUCUAGUCUCUAAAUAAAUUAAGAAUGGACCAUCCCUCAGAGAACUUUGGGGGUAUGGAACAGGUCUGAGGGCUUUUAACAGUGGGGAAAAAGGUGUUGGUAUUAUUCAUCUAGCAUAACCUGAGGUUGGAGAGGACCACUUGGGAGCCUGUAACCAAAACUAGAAGGUAACUUCUGGGAUGGAUGGAGGUUCUCUUGAAACAGUGCCAACCUAAAUCUACCUCAGGUAAGUAGUUGGAGUAACUUUUUCAGGAUUUCAGACCAAACGAGACAACUUGUAUCAGUCAAUGUAUUCCUAUGCUUUAAUGUUUUUGUUUUCCCUUAAUUCUUUAAAUAAACAUUUGUUCUGAAAAACUCCA
Messenger RNA from Equus caballus (horse), 4745 nucleotides. RefSeq names its product zinc finger protein 322 (gene ZNF322). Lineage: Eukaryota; Metazoa; Chordata; Mammalia; Perissodactyla; Equidae. Gene Ontology annotation, biological process: regulation of transcription by RNA polymerase II. Gene Ontology annotation, molecular function: RNA polymerase II cis-regulatory region sequence-specific DNA binding; DNA-binding transcription factor activity, RNA polymerase II-specific. The record is from RefSeq and is a predicted model, not a curated record.